AUGUCUCAGUUAGAAAAUACACAUAAAACACUAAUCGAAAAUGUUAUUAAAGAAGCUGAUAAACUAAUUGCACGAGGUCAAUUUCAUAAAGCUUAUUAUUAUCUCAAAGUUUCAUUGAAAAAAUACGAUGAUGUUGAACUAUUAUGGAGAUUUGCUCAUGCGUGUUAUCUUUGUGUUUAUUAUGUUACAAGAAAACCACGUAAAGAAUUCUGUGAAACAUAUUUCUCAGAGGGGAUGAAUGCAGCUAAAAAGGCUAUGGAGAAAAAUCCUAAUCAUGCUAAUUCCUUGACGUGGUAUGGUAUCUUAUGGGAUGAACACAAUAAUUUGAAAGGUUUUUUAGAAAGAUUCAAGAAUAUCUCAGAGUUAUAUGACAUAUGGAUAAGAUCAGAAAAAGCUGAUCCGAAUAACUUUAUAACUGAGAGUAGUUUAGGCAUAUGGUAUUUUAUUAUGACAGAUGUAUAUCGUACAAAACCAGAACUUUUUAAAGGUACAAAGUAUACUGGGAGUGAAUUCUCUUAUGAAUUGGCAUUAAAACAUAUGCUGAAAUGUGAAGAAUUGGCUCCUAUGAGAUCUGUAAUAACACUUGCAUAUUUGGCUAAAUGUUAUGCACGACUAGGACAAAAGGACAAAGCAAAAGAAUAUGGUCUUAAAGUACUUAAUUAUCCUGCACAUCACGUUGAAGCCGAUGAGGCUAAGGAAGAAGUUAAAGAAUUAUUGCAAACACCUAAAUGA
This is a messenger RNA of Schistosoma rodhaini, 732 nucleotides long. The record is from the annotation of a GenBank genome assembly. Lineage: Eukaryota; Metazoa; Platyhelminthes; Trematoda; Strigeidida; Schistosomatidae.